AUGCCGAUGCAAAGCACGCUGAAGUCCAACAAUGGCUCUGAGGAAGUCACCGGAGAAAUAAAUUACGAUGACUUGGCAAACAACAUGCUCGAAGAAAUGGAUAAACAUAUACAUGAGGAAACGCAAGAGUUUCAGAAUAGCCCCGGGAAAGUCCAAUACAGAAAUGUACCUGGUAGUAAAAUGAACAUGGGGGUGGAAAACCAAGCGAAUGAGUUGCCAACAUCUUACCAGACGAAUGAUCAUUAUAAUCAUAACCAGGGUAAUAGAAUAGACGAACAUACAGUGCAUGCAGGUUCGUACCCUCGUCGAGUCAUGACAGCAUUAGGCCCCCUACCCCUUCCAGAAGAAUUCAAAAAAAACAUCCCAGAAAAAUUUGUUGCAAAGCCUAUUAUAGAAGAAAGAGAAAUAUACGUAUCGAAGAAGGAGAGGAAACAGAGAGAAAUAGAAAUACCACAUGUAAAAUAUGAACAUACAUUUGAGAAGGUAAAAAAACAGCUCAUAGUGAACAAAUUAGUACCAAGUGUUUCAGAAGUGAUUAAGGAAGUACCCAAGGAAGUCCUAAAACCAGUUAUCGAAGAAAAAAUAAUCGAAGUGCCACAAGGAGUUAAGUAUGUGGAAGUACCUGUAGAAGUGCCCUGUCUAUAUCCACCAAAAAUUGUCCCCAAAGUUGUAACGCAGUAUGUUGAAAGAAUCGUGGAAACGAUAAAACCGGUCGUUCAGGAGAAGAUUAUUGAAGUGCCACAGACGGUGAUUAAACAAGUGCCUAAGAUAAAAACCGUAGAAGUGCCUUAUUAUAUCCCUAGAUAUGUGGAAAAAAUUGUAGAGGUUCCUUUUAAGCCCAAUGGGGAAAUGCCUCAGUUAGGCACACACAUCCCCUUCCCCAUUUCGGAAUCGUUCCCACCCCUGAAGCCCACCCAAUUUUUGAGCAACUCUACGAGGCAGCCAAAUCAGCCGGGCCAGUCUAGCCAACCUAACCAGCUGCCUGUGCAAAGAUCCAUCCUCUCCCAAAUAAACUGUUUUGCCAGUUCCGGGAAAAGCAAUAUGAACAGCUCAGAACAAAUGUUCGGAAAUUUGACUAUGCCCCCAACUACGCUGAAGCCAAUAGGUGUCAACCCACCUGGCAAUAGUGCAACGAACACGCCCAGGAGCAUCCCGAGGAACCUUCCAACCGGUUCCAAUUCCCCCUUUAGCUCCAACCAGAAUUUUAGAAAGAAUGAAAAUUUGUUCAGUCAAAUUGAGAAUUUACCGUACAUACAUAAUUUACCUGAUGGCUUGAAAUGGCAAUAUCCUGAUGGGACUUUAACGAAUCAGCAGCUCCUCCCCAAUAGCAACAACGCAGUUCCACCACUUGUGUUCACUUGCCCACCAGAAAUUGGAAAAGUUACAUGCACAAAAAAGGACAUUCAACCGGAUAUUCUCACCAAGACAGGUGUUUACGAAUUUGAUGGUUUUAAAAAAAAAGGGACAUCUCAGUCUUUGUUUCCCCCUCUGGCACACCAUGACCGAGUGCCAUUCUUGCCUUCCCCAGCUUCACCUGGAACUCCCGACGUGAAGAAUAUUCAGGAGAAUAACUAG
Messenger RNA from Plasmodium coatneyi, 1575 nucleotides. RefSeq lists its product as uncharacterized. The record is from RefSeq and is a predicted model, not a curated record. NCBI's taxonomy places the organism in Eukaryota, Apicomplexa, Aconoidasida, Haemosporida, Plasmodiidae. The transcript has a single exon. Bases 1 to 1575 code for a protein of 524 amino acids.